This is a messenger RNA of Manis javanica (Malayan pangolin), 1598 nucleotides long. Lineage: Eukaryota; Metazoa; Chordata; Mammalia; Pholidota; Manidae. The record is from RefSeq and is a predicted model, not a curated record.
AUGUUGAAGCCUGACCUGCCUGCCCCAGAAUCCAGAUUGGCAAACAGCUCCUCUGAGAAUUCAGGGAGUGACUGGGACAGUGCCCCAGAAACCAUGGGAGAUAUGGGGUCUCCCAAGACUUCAGACUCAGGGGCACGGAGGAGCUCUGGAGCUGCUGCAGAACCAAGCAGGGAAUUCCAAGUUGAGCAACUGGGGAGCAAAAGGAUGGAUUCCCUCAAGUGGGACAAGACCGCCUCUGGCAUCCAAGAGUCUGGGAGACUGGAGGUUGGAGGGGCCAUUCCCAAACUGGGAUGGGAUUCUGUGGGCUCAAGUGGCACCAGGAGACCUGGAGAGUCGCCUGAAGAGGGACUGAGCCCCACUGGGCCUGAAACCCCAGUGGAGAAGCCCAGCCGGCGUCGGAAACUACUGGGCUGGCUGCGGGGUGAACCAGGUCAGGGAGCCGGGGCUUCCUCACAGAACCCAGGGGGCCCAGAGGAGUGUCUGCAGAUCUCCACCAACCUGACCUUGCACCUGCUGGAGCUGCUGGCCUCAGCCCUGCUGGGGCUAUGCUCACGACCGCUGAGGGCAAUCUUGGAUGCACUGGGCCUGCGUGGACCACUGGGCCUCUGGCUGCAUGGGCUACUGUCCUUUUUGGCUGCCCUGCAUGGGCUUCACGCCGUGCUGAGCCUACUUACUGCUCACCCCCUGCACUUUGCCUGCCUCUUUGGUCUUCUACAGGCCCUGGUGCUGGCUGUCAGCCUCCGGGAGCCCAGUGGGGAUGAGGAGGCCACUGACUUGGAGGGUGAGAAGUUGGAAAGGGAGGGUGGAGAGCAGAGGGGAGACCCAGGACAGGGGCUGUGACUGCAGGUAGGGUGUGACUGAGGCCCCACCCUCUUGAGGUGGGAGCAAGGAUGAAGACAGUGUGGCCUUUAGGAGGAAAGUGGGGGCAUGACCCAGAUUGUAAGCACAGGAACCUCAGGGAUGGGAGGAAACCCCAGAGCAUGAGGGCACAGGGCCCCCCCUUCACACACAGGAGAGAAUAGAGCUGCUUAGGGCAUCUGUGUUUAUGGACAGUGGGGGUAUCACCCUUGAAUUCACCAGCUGUUGUUACUUUUUGCUUUUACAUUUCUCCUACAUUCAGUUUUUUUUUCCACCUUUCCUUUUUAAAAGCCAAAAAAAAGAAAAAAAAAAUGUGUGGUGAUAGAGAAUAACUACAGGGUCUUCUCUACCUAUCAAACCCCCCAAGUCUGAAGACCAGAGGCAGGAGAAACAGACUUCUGGUUGGGGUAAAAGGGUGGUUGAGAGGCCAAAGGGAUCCCUCCUGGGAUCUAAGCUAUCUAGAGAAGAGUGGGGCUGCUAGGCCGAUAGAUCAGGGGGUCCAGGUGGGGGCCCACAGGUGAUGGAGCCUGCAGAGAGGCUGUGGGUGUUCCCAGGAGACAGGGGGAGUGGGGAUGGUGCAGCACUAUUGGCAGGAGGGCCAGUUCAGAGGGGCUGGCAGCCCAGACAGGCAGUGUGGGGAAGCACUGGAGCUUGCAGUCCGCACACUGGUAAGGGUUGGCUCACUCAGCAAUAAAUAACUGUGUCACAUCAAAUCCUAAAUAUACCACUAUGAAGUGAGA